CACUGUUUCUCUCCCCGCCCAUACGACGCGUUGACACUACAGGCCGCCUUGCGUCGCGUCUCCAGGUGAUGAAGCUGUGUGGAGUCGAAAGUAAAGCGGCUAUGCGGUCUGGUGUACUGUCUGUAGGCAAACGUACGAAGUGUUUCAGCCAUAGGAAAUGUCAAACAAACCAGUGUUUGUCGUUUUAAUGGAAGAAGGCCAGUCCUGUUUUAAGGACGAGUGACGAAAAUGAACGGAAUAGAUCAUUUGACCCGCAUCUGAGGAUAAAUCAUUCAUGCGGUCAUGGCUGGGCUGAUCAAGAAACAGAUCUUGAAGCAUCUCUCCAGGUUUGCCAAGAACCUGUCCCCGGACAAGAUCAAUCUGAGCACGCUCAAAGGAGAGGGUCAGCUGACCAACCUGGAGCUAGAUGAGGAGGUGCUGCAGAAUAUGCUGGAAAUCCCCACCUGGCUGGCCAUCAACAAGGUGUGCUGCAACAAGGCCGCCAUACGGAUCCCAUGGACCAAGCUGAAGACUCAUCCCAUAAGCUUAUCAUUGGAUAAGGUGGUGAUGGAGAUGAGCACAUGUGAUGAGCCCCGCUCACCAAACGGUCCAUCUCCCAUAGCAACGGCUUCAGGUCAAAGUGAGUAUGGCUUUGCCGAGAAGGUGGUGGAGGGCAUCUCUUUGUCCAUCAACUCCAUUGUGAUCCGGAUCAGUGCUAAGGCCUUCAACGCCUCCUUCGAGCUCUCCCAGCUGCAGGUGUACAGCGUCAACACCAGCUGGGCCCAGAGCGACCUGCGCUUCACUCGGAUACAGGACCCCACCCGCGGAGAGAUCCUGACUUUUAAGGAGGUGAGCUGGCAGAUGAUCCGCAUCGAGGCUGACGCAAUCCAGAGCGGAGAGCAUGAGGUCCUCAGUGCACCCAUCAGGCUCAUCACCAACCAAUCACGGAUCAGAGUCACGCUGAAGAGACGAAUGAAGGACUGUAACGUGGUGGCCUCCAAGCUGAUCCUGAUCCUGGACGACCUGCUGUGGGUUCUGACGGACUCCCAGCUGAAGGCCAUGGUCCAGUACGCCAAGUCCCUGAGCGAAGCCAUGGAGAAGUCAGCCCAGCAGCGCAAGAGCAUGGCCUCAGAGAACUCAGAGGGGACGUCGGCGGCCCCUUCACCCCAGCAGGUGCGUGCGCAGCAGAGCUCCGCGGCGGCGGACCAGAACGCCACCAUGGCUCGCCUCUUUAGCGACUUCGACGUGUGCGAGACCUCACACCACCUGCAGAUCACACACCUGGACCUGCACAUCUGCGACGACAUCCACGCCAAGGACAGAGUGAUCAAUAAGAGGAUCACAGGCGGUGCCAUGCAGCUCUCCUUCAGCUCCAUCACCCUAGACUACUACCCCUUCCAUCGGGCAGGGGAGAGCUGCCUGCACUGGAUGCACUACAGCGAGGCCACCAAGGCGCGCGAGGGCUGGGCCCGCAACCUGCUGGAGGAGUUCCGCACCAACGUGGACCUGCUCAAGACCGCCCUCAAGGACCAUCAGAGCACCAGCGGCCAAUCGCAGGGCUCACCACAGCAUGGGAAGAUCUCCACCAGCUCCAGCGUCAGCUUCUCCCCUCCCCCCACGCCACGCACACAGCUCAUGUCCAGCUCCUUCGUCCUGCGCAUGGCCGACUUCAGCAUCUACCAGGUAUCCACGGCAGACCAGCGUCGCUCCAGCCCCAAGGCUAUGAUCUCCUGCAAUAAGAAGUCCCUGUACCUGCCUCAGGAGAUGCCUGCCAUCCACGCCGAGCUCACCGAGUACUACUUCCCCGACGGCAGAGACUACCCCAUCCCCUGUCCUAACCUGUACGUGCAGCUGAACGCGCUGCAGCUGGUGUUGGACCCGCGCAGCCUGGUGUGGCUCAACGUGUUCGCUCUGGACCUGAAGCAGAGCCUGGAGCAGUUCAUGCAGCUCUACAAGCUCGACGACUCGCAGAAGAUCGACGAGCACGUGGACAUCAGGGUGGAUGGACUCAUGCUCAAGCUGGUGAUCCCAGCCGAUCUGGACCCUGGCACCCCUCCCGAUCUCCCGCGCCAGCUGUCGGUGCAGACCUCCGAGAUGGUGGCCACCAACACACGCCACUCCCCUUCCUGCUCCCGCUCCAGCCUGGAGGCCCUGCUGCAGGCCUUCCAGGAGGAACCCUUCUUCAACACCUCUUCCUCAUCCUCCUCAUCCUCCUCUUCCUCUUCCCAUCCCCUCUUCCCACGCUCCUCCGACGCCUUCCCUCUCCUCCACCCGGUCUUCCAGCGGCACGCGCACGAGCGCGACACGCGCCUCCACGAGGUCUACCGACGGCAGGUGGCCCCCUCGCUCUCGGCCGACGCCCUGAAGAUGCCGGCGGCGACCGACGUGUGGGCCGUGAGCUGCUCGCAGUUCUGGGUGGACUUCGAGGGCGCGCGCUCGGGCUCCGGGUCGAGCCGCGGGCGACCCACGCCCUUCGUGGACUCCUUCCCGCUGGCGCUGUGGGUCUGCCAGCCGGCGCGCCACGCCCAGCACUCGCAGCGGCUCAAGGACGCCGCCGCGACCUCCGACCCCGCCGGACCUGACCCGGCCCGGAUUCAGAGGAAGCGGUUGCUCAAGGAGUACUACAGCACAGAGGCCGCCUCCGCGGCAGGCAACACGGCAGCGACGUCCGCGCCUGGCAACGGCCUGCGCAAGCCACGCUCGCUGGACACUCUCGGAGCGGGUGCCGUAUCCUCCUCCUCCUCCUCCUCUUCCUCGACGCAGCCAGACGUGCAGGUGUUGGUUGCGGUGCAGAAGGCGCUGAACGCGCAGCUCAACCACCAGCAGUACGUCUUCCUCAUGCGGCUCCAGCGCACCAUGAAGCAGCUGCAGCAGACCCUGCAGCAGGACCUGGAACUCAUCCGCAGCGGAGCCAACGCCAACGCCGCCGCCGCAAGCCCCACGCAACCGCAGCAUGAUCAGGACGAGCCAUCCCCGUUCAGUGUGUGUGUGGGGGUUCUGAUGAAGUCCGCUGAGGUGUCGCUGCUCCUGAAGCCCGUGCCCAACCCCAACCCCCCCAGCACCGCAUGCAGCCCACUGGGCUCCGACCUCUCGCCCUCCGACAGCCGUGGCACCCUGGAGCCCGGUGGCAGCGAGGAGGGGGCAGACCGAGUGUUGGACGGGGCGCCAGCGAAGCCCUCCUGUCCCGUGGAGCAACUCCUGUGCGUGUCAGCCGCCGACGGAGGAGGAGGAGGAGGAGGAGGAGGAAUGCAGGCGCCGCUUCUUCCUCCUCCUCCUCAGCCUUUGUCCUCCUCUUCAGCCUCCACCUCUCCGGCCGGUCGGAAGGGGUCGCUGGAGGAGCGGCGGGCGAGCGUUGGUGCCGUGCGGCGCUCGAGCGCGGAGGAGAGGAGAGAGGGCGGCAUGGAGCCGGUGUCAGAGGGAGAGGGGGGAGAGGCAGGGGGGAAGGCCCAGCAGGGUGAGCCCUCGGCGGACGGGGCGGCUCCGCUGGACCCCCUGAGCGACCCGCUCUCCAAGGAUUGGAGCGGAGGCUCGGGGAACCGUCUGCCUCAGUCCAUGUCCAGUGGCAGGCUGAUGAGGGACCGAUCCCAGUCUAGUUUCUCUGUGUCGUAUAAGAACAUGAAGAAGAGUCCGUCUCUGCAGUCCCUGGACAACCUCUCCAUAGACAGCUACAUGCUGGAGGACUGUGACACCUACAGCCUGCUAGAGAGAGACGACGUGUCUAUCUCGGGCUACAAGGACGCUGUGAGCGAGCACAGCGGAGCGGAGAGUGCCAGUGAGGUGAUGGUGCCCACUGCAGAUGGCGCCGUCUCGCCUGAUGCUGUCAGCGCCACCUCACAGAGCAUCGACGAGCCUACCAAAGACUUGGUCUCGGUGCUGGUUCUGAAGGUGAACUCAGUGUGCGGUUCUCUGGACCUGCGGGGAGAGAACACGGCGGUGGCUAUGGAGGUGGGGCAGGUCCGGCCCAAUCAGCUGGGCAACGUCAGCCUGCGGCAGUACCUCAGCAACCGCAGCCUGGGUUCUGGUUCCGUGGCAAACUCCGGACCGGGUCGGUCGCGGCCCGAGGUGCAGGUGCGUCUGGAGUCGGGCCCGAGCGCGGCCGCCCACUCGCCGCUGUCGGAGCACAACGGCUUCCUGCAGUGCCGUCUGCACGCGCUCAGUACCGACCUGCUCAUGUCCACGCUUCAGAACCUGGGCCACUUCGUGGAGGACAGCUCCGAGUCACAGGUGCUGCCCAUGGAGAUCAGCCUCAGAGACGUCCACGUCAACCUGAAGGAUGAUGGUCCCCGUGACAACCUGUCAGACCCAGAGCCGACGCCCAUCGCCCUGCACAUUGACAGCCUGCUCGUCCACCGCAGAGAUGAUGGCUCCUUCAGCAUCGGACUGGAUCGUACUGCAGGUCCUCUGGAGACGGCUCCUCCGAAAGAAGCCCCGUUGAUUGACAGCAAGCUAAACUCUGUCCCAGAGCUUCCUGUGGGCGUGUCCAGCGAACCGAAAGCCACUCAGACCAACCCCAUGUCUCCUACUAGCUAUGCCCCUUCCAGUAGAGAAAAGAUGCUAAAUGAAGAGAACGAGUGCUUGAAACUGGAGCUCUCCAGAGCCAAGAUGGCGCUGGCCGAGGCCCAAAUGGAGAAGGACUCUUUGCUGCACCACAUGAAGAACCUGAAACUGGCAUCAGGGGGAGGCAUCAGCUAGUGACUGUGUGGAGUGUGUGUGUGUGGGGG
Molecule: messenger RNA, 4700 nt
Organism: Clupea harengus (Atlantic herring)
Lineage: Eukaryota; Metazoa; Chordata; Actinopteri; Clupeiformes; Clupeidae
Gene: bltp3b
Product: bridge-like lipid transfer protein family member 3B
Source: RefSeq, a predicted model, not a curated record